Sus scrofa (pig) is the source of this 2777-nucleotide messenger RNA. It is a transcript of the gene RAB5A, whose product is annotated as RAB5A, member RAS oncogene family. Gene Ontology annotation, molecular function: GTP binding; GTPase activity. Lineage: Eukaryota; Metazoa; Chordata; Mammalia; Artiodactyla; Suidae. The record is from RefSeq and is a predicted model, not a curated record.
GGGCGUAGUUCGCGACGUGCGGCGACGUGGCGGCGAGGCUGGCGCCGGGCGGCGGAAGUGGCUCCCGCGCAGGGACUGGAGUGUUUGUGUUUUGGUUCGUGAAGGAGCCGGCGGCCGACCUGAGGGGAGGAGGGGGGAGGAGGAAGAAUUAGUGGGAACUCGAGCGCCGGCGGCGGCAGAGGAGGAGAAAGGAGGGAGGAAGGCGGAGCGGAGAGAGGCGGAGACGGAGCCCGGCGGGGGCGGCACCGCAGCACGAGCCCCGCACCGUCCAGUCUGAGAGAAGCGGCGCAGAGGAGACGCGCCGCCGCCGCCGCCGCCGCCGCCUCAGCCUUUGCUUCAGCUUCCUCUCGGACUACGCCUGAGUCCUGCAGCCGGAAGCUUUGGCGCCGCGGGUCCGCGCGUUGCGGGCUCAGGUAACCGAGCCUGCCCGGAGCGGGUCGGGACCCCGGGUGACCCGCGGGCUUCUGCCGCCCUUACUUCUCGGAGACCCCCCAGCCCUUACCCACUCGCGCGCCGGGGCCGGAGCUGCGGAACCCGGUGUCUGGACCCGCCAGCCCCGGUGACGCAUCCCUCAAGGAGCUCUGGAGACUAGAAUUUGGGGACCGGCCUUGGCAGCGACGGGUGUCACCCUUCCUUUCUCAAGAUGGCGUCGCGAGAGAGGGCCGGAGGCCGCGGUUCCGCCUGCCUGUCUGUCCCGGCAGCCCGGGGGUUUCUUUACCUCCAGAAAGAAAAAAAUUGUCACCUUGCAUCCUGGAAGUUCAUAUAAGAGACUGAAGUUAGGGACUUGUUUCACAUUUGGACAUGGCUAAUCGAGGAGCAACAAGACCCAACGGGCCAAAUACUGGAAAUAAAAUAUGCCAGUUUAAACUAGUACUUCUGGGAGAGUCUGCUGUUGGCAAAUCAAGCCUAGUGCUUCGUUUUGUGAAGGGCCAAUUUCAUGAAUUUCAAGAGAGUACCAUUGGGGCUGCUUUUCUAACUCAAACCGUGUGUCUUGAUGACACAACAGUAAAGUUUGAAAUAUGGGAUACAGCUGGUCAAGAACGAUACCAUAGCCUAGCACCAAUGUACUACAGAGGAGCACAAGCAGCCAUAGUUGUAUAUGAUAUCACAAAUGAGGAGUCCUUUGCCAGAGCCAAAAACUGGGUUAAAGAACUUCAGAGGCAAGCCAGUCCUAACAUUGUAAUAGCUUUAUCAGGAAACAAGGCUGACCUCGCAAAUAAAAGAGCUGUCGAUUUCCAGGAAGCACAGUCCUAUGCAGAUGACAACAGUUUAUUAUUUAUGGAAACAUCAGCUAAAACAUCAAUGAAUGUAAAUGAAAUAUUCAUGGCAAUAGCUAAAAAGUUGCCAAAGAAUGAACCACAGAAUCCAGGAAUAAAUUGUACCAGAGGAAGAGGAGUAGACCUUACUGAACCCACGCAGCCAACCAGGAGUCAGUGUUGUAGUAACUAAAUCUCCAGUUUAAACUAACUGGAAUGUUCUUCUGCUUCCUAAAUGUUAAUAACAGUGGAAUUGGAGCAUUUAACCAGCCCAGUAUGACGUCCAAAAAGAAGAGACUUACGAUAGAGUCAAGUUUCUAAUACAGAAUUAUUUUAAGUGUUUUGAACUUAAUUUUUAAUAACAUGCAUGUGACCCUCUGACUAAUGUUUCAGCAGUGGAAGGGAGAAAUGAGAGCUGUGUGUAUGCUUGUUUCCUUGAAAGGUUAGGGGACUUAAUUCUCUUCACCAGGGAUAUAGACAAGUGACUCUGAACCCAUAGUUAACCAACCACUUCUGUGAAAAAGAUUUGGAACUUUAUCAUUUGGGCUUUUCAAAAAAAAAAAAAAUUCUUUAGAAGGAGAUUCUAAAGAUAUUUGUGCUUAUCUGCUGUAUUCAAGCAACCUAUAAUUUCUCUUAGUAUCCUUAUUUAAAGUAUACAUUCCACAUUGUAACAAAUUAGCAACCAAAAAAAAAACAGUCCCAGGUCUUCAGGAAAAAAAAAAAAAAAAACAUUAGUAGCAUCUAAAUUAUAGCCAGUUCCAUUUUUUUUUUUAAAUGGGGUUUUUAAAAAAGCAAAUGUAACCCUGUCUUAUUUGAGGAAUAUGAAAACUGAUAAAAUGAGUCUUAAAGGAUAGUGUUCCCUUGCAACAUGUGAGCUCUUCAACAAAGAUGAAACAAACCAGGAAUCUGUGAUUUCUGUUUAAUCACUGCUGGCCAUUACAUAGGUUUUGUUUGGAAGUAGGGCUUUUCUGCCCUUUGGACAUAAAUAUGGUCAAUGCACUAACAAUUAUGUACAUUCAAACCUGAUUAUUUUAAAUUCAGUCUUCAGCUGUACUGUAAAUAGGGUACCGCAUUGUAGUCUCCAUAUAUGUUUAUUACUUUUCCGUAAUAUUUAAGAGUUGCUUAAAAGUAUACAAAAUGUACAGUUACUAAAACAGCUAAUUUUUUUCUUCUCUCCCUCUUUGAAAGGAAGGGGCUUCUGUUGUUCCUACCUGGCUAGAACCAUAACAAACAAUGUACCAGUAAUUUGUAACAUAAGUAUUGAAUAUAGUAACAAUCUUGCAGCCUUGUUUUCCAAAAUUCUUUUUAUUUUGAUCAAUUCAGUAUAUUGCACUAAUUGUUUUAGGUAUUUUCAUUAUAUGAAAUCUACCAUGUGUCAGAGAUGAUUUAAUCUAUUUAAGUGUUGAACUGCUAGCAGAACUUGUACAUUUACAGUAAUUCAGAAUUAGUAAGGAAAACAGUUCACCAGUGUUUAGUUUUAUAUUGAGGUGCUCAGGUUGGAAUAAAGUGGUAUAAAAAGCA